Messenger RNA from Rubroshorea leprosula, 1111 nucleotides. The record is from the annotation of a GenBank genome assembly. Lineage: Eukaryota; Viridiplantae; Streptophyta; Magnoliopsida; Malvales; Dipterocarpaceae.
GCAGGCGGAAGCCGAUCUUAAAACACCAGGCACAGGCGGAAGAGCUCUCGACGAUAGGCUGACGAAAGCUGAGAUGAACAAAGUGAGAAAAACCAUCAGUCCAGAUGGAACCGGUGAUUUCAAGACAAUCAAAGAAGCCAUCAACAGCAUCCCUCUGUACAAUACCAAAAGAAUCGUACUGAUAAUCAAACCAGGAAUUUACGAGGAAAAAAUUACCGUUCCUAGAACAUUGCCAUUCGUUACAUUUUUAGGUGACGCAAGUAACCAACCGACGAUCACCGGAAAUGACACGGCAUCGUCGUUUUCUGGGAGAGGCGGGACGCCAUUGAAGACAUUUCAAAGCGCAACUGUUGCUGUGGAUGCAGAUUAUUUCAUUGCUAUUAACAUUAAGUUUGAGAAUACAGCUCCUCACGAGGUCGGAUCAAAGGGAACUCAGGCGGUGGCGCUUCGGAUAUCGGGAACCAAAGCUGCAUUUUACAAUUGCAGUUUCUACGGCAGCCAAGACACCCUUUACGAUCACAAAGGUCUUCACUAUUUCCACAACUGCUUCAUCCAAGGAUCCGUUGAUUUCAUUUUCGGCUACGGCAGAUCACUCUACGAGAGGUGCUAUUUGAAUUCUGUGGCCAAGAAGGUGGCCUCUCUGACGGCUCAAAAGAGGUCCAAUUCCUCGUUAGCAAGUGGGUUUUCUUUUAAGGACUGUGUGGUGAAUGGGAGUGGGAUGGUUUACUUGGGAAGAGCAUGGGGGGAUUAUUCAAGGGUUGUUUUCUCUUACACUUACAUGGAGAAGAUAGUUCUUCCCCAAGGAUGGAGUGAUUGGGGUGACCAAAAGCGUGACUCAAGGGUGUAUUAUGGAGAAUACAAGUGCAGUGGGCCGGGAGCCAACUGGACAAGAAGAGUACCAUGGGCCAGGAUUCUGACAGACAAAGAGGCCUGGCCCUUUAUAGGGACUUAUUAUGUUGAAGGCGAAACUUGGCUCAUUAAUCCUUGACAAUUCGCCUUUUCUUCCAUUGUAUUUUUUGGUCUAAAACUUAUUCAAAAUUGUAUGUACCAAGCAGCAUGUAUCCCUGUUUAUUAUACUACCAUCUAAAAGCAAGAAAAAAAAAAAAAAAAA